AUGGGAGGAUUUAAAACAUACUUGGAAACUAAGGAGGAGUGUGAAAAAGAUGUGGAUAUGAACAACAAAGAUACCAGAGUCUUGGAAGAUGGAUUUAUUAAUGUCGCAAUCUCUGCCAAAAAUGCUUUAGUAUUUGGUGCUGUCAGUGUAGAAGCACAGCGAUGGCGAAGAGAAACUUACUCUCCAACAUGUGAAGAAAUUGAAGUACUGGGAGAAGGCAACGUUGCCUGGACACCUGAUGAACUCUCAGCCAUCACUGCAGCAGAGUUUGAGAACUGUGCUGAAACAUUAGGUCUGAUUGAAAGCUUUGAUGAUGAUCAGUUAGAUGCUCUAUUGGACAAAGCUAUAGAGACAUGGGGAGAAGCUGGCGACAUGACAAGUACUGAGAUUCAACAGCUAGGUGUAGUCGCUACUAGAUUUACUGCUGAUGAAAUUAGUCAACUAAACCUUACUGAUAAUGAUGCUGUCUAUGCUAUUGCACAAUACAGCGGAUGGACGAGUCAACAGUUGGAAGCCGCUGCUGCUCGUUAUGUGGCAUUGAACGGUGGCAGCACAUCUGCGCUUACUGGUCAAGAUUUUAUUUCAUUGUCAAACUUCCUGUGCGGCUUUUCAGUAGACGAUAUAUCAACAUUAAGUGCUGAAGCCUAUGGUGAAGUGUCUUCUGUUGUUGGAAGUCUCAGCUGUAGUACAGAACAAUGGGCAGCUUUUAAAGGUCUAGCAUUCCAGGCCUUUGGGGAUUUAGAUGACUGGCAGCCAGAAAUCUUCAGUGAAAUUGGAUUUGUUGUUGCUGGUUUCACUACAACAGAAUUAAGUAGUCUUAGUAAUGCAUCCAUAGCUGCCAUUGCAGCAGAGGCCAUUGCUCUCAUCCCGGAAGAAACAUUUGCACUGGGUUUCAGUUCGGCACAGCUGUUGAUUUUUGACGAGGAUCAAGUGGGAGCCAUUACUGAUGCACAGCAAUCAGAGUUAUCAGAAUCGCAGAGAAGUGCGUUGUCAACAACAGGCUUUAUUGAUGAAGAUCAAAUGGAUAUAGGAGCAGCUGGCAAGCAGAGCUCAGCAACUGCCAUAAUGGUUUUCCAGCAAGUAUUAACGGUGGCGCUGUACAUGCAAUUCGCUUAAAGUACAAGGCAUUUGAGUAAAGAUGAAUAAAAUUGAUUGGAUUAACAGC
Messenger RNA from Saccoglossus kowalevskii, 1165 nucleotides. RefSeq lists its product as uncharacterized. Gene Ontology annotation, biological process: cell-matrix adhesion. The record is from RefSeq and is a predicted model, not a curated record. Gene Ontology annotation, cellular component: cell surface. NCBI's taxonomy places the organism in Eukaryota, Metazoa, Hemichordata, Enteropneusta, Harrimaniidae.